AGAUGCUUGAGGGCGUGUCCUAUUUACACUCAAAAAGAACAUUUCAUGGGGACAUAAAAAGUAAAUAUGUUGUGUACAUUGUAUUCAUGGCUCUAUUUAAGCCCUCCUCUCUUUAAGAACAACUGACUUAUCAACUGCUGUAAUUUGUGACAUAUGUAAAUCAAUAAUUCUUCUGAAAUUGAUUUUCACCUUUUUAAAUGGAUCAUAUGUGAAAAUGAUCUUUCAUGCGAAGAGAAUUUUAAGUUUAGAUGAACUGAGAUCAUGUUACUAGAUUGGACCACAUAAAAUCUGGACAUGCUUUCAGUGGUCAGCUGCUCUGUCAAUACCAGGAGUUUAAAUAUCUGAGAAGCAUUUUUCGCAGAGGAUGAUAAAAUUGUUUGAGAGAUAACAACAAGAGUCCAGAGGGCAGAUGCAGUCAGUUACCAAAUAACCCUUCUACUAAGACACUCAAGAGUAUAAAUUGAGACUUAAGCCGAGCUAUUUAACAUUGUCUUAAUUUAAACCCUUAGUUACCAGUAUCAGGCCCUAGCUCUGAAUAAAGCAUUGAGAGAAAAUUCUUGACCUGUGAAUUGAGAUGUUCAAGGCGAGCAGCUGGUAAAACGAAAAGCAUUUAAAUGGGUUGGCCACCACGUGAGAACUCCUGUCAACCAACCUGAGUAUCAAGCUUACAAUAGCAGGCACUACGGUGUCAUGGGCAGUGGAACAAGAUGCAGUCGGUGGAUUGACUGUGUUAUGGUAAACCUAAACCAGUGUUUCCAAAAGUGAUGUUCACUGAUCGGCACCUAUUUUUCAGUUUUUACGUUAAAAGUUAACUUUAAAUUUCUUUUUGAACGCAUUAUUUUGUUUUACUAUAUAGUGUAGAGCGUUCAAAAAGAAAUUUGACAAAAGAUUUUAACGUGUGAACUGAAAAAAAGAUUCAACCAAAUUUCCAUUUGAUCAAUUUACCGUCAACGAAAUUUCUUUCGAUCAAAUUAACGGUAACCAAGUUAAGCAAAGUGAAACCUCCAUCCGUAACUUAUGAACCGCAAUCGGCAGGCAUAUGGUGAUAGUCAAUACAGCCCUCUUGCAUUGGUCUAUUUACAAUCGGUAAGCAAAUGGUCAUAGUAACUACAGCCCUCUCGCAUUGGCUUAUACAAAUAUUGUAGAAAAAAUAUUUUGGCACAAAUAAAAAGAUACCGUUAAAAAUAAUUGAUUCACAGGUUCGUGAUGCUCGUCAAAUUAAAACCCAGUGGAUAAAUCACCACCAGGCCUCACUUUUUGCGGCUAAUCGCCAAAUGUACCUUCUCGGGACGCUUCCCCACUAACAGAGGACAGAAGAAGAAGAUUAUCUAAAAUAUACCAUACUUACUUUUUUUUAACAUCUGUCAUGUUAUUUUUGCUAAAAUUACUUAAUACUUCCCUUUCAUUUCUGAUUUGUACUAUCAUUAGAUUUUCUCCGUUUUUUAUUGGUUAUUUCUAAUAAGACAUAUUUCUUUUUGAAAACCAACAUACUCCACUUUUAAUACCAGUAACUGUUUAAAAAAGGAUAUUGUUUUUAUAAAUAAAUUUUGCAGUUUUAAAUAUUAAAUUUUUGCUUGAGAUUGCAAUAUUCUUUUAAAAUGUUACAAAUACAAAAUCAGGUGCCAAUAUCUUGAUGGAUGAACAUUUGCAAAUCAAACUUGUUGACUUUGGUUUGUAUAAAGUUUUUCAACAAUUUUGGCCAGCGGAUGUGCCACUAGGGACAAUACGAUGGAUGGCUCCUGAGAUGUUUUACCCUUCCAAUGAUUACAGCUACGAAGUUGACAUAUGGUAUUCUUUAAUUACUUUUUUUUUAUUACGGUACUUCUACGUAUUGGCUAAAUCAGUUUGAUGCAUAGACAAAACAAAACAAAAAAACUAACAGAAAAUGCUAGCAUAAAUUUGUUAACAUAUCUUUUUAUUCUUGAGUUUUUUAAACUUAUUUUUAAAAGUAAUUUAAUAUUAAUAUUGUUGACUUAUUUAUUUCUAUAAUUGCAUGUUUACAUCACAGGGGAAUAGGCUGCACUGUUGUUGAAAUGGUAACCAGGAAACACCCAUUCCAUAAUUUGAAAGAAUAUCCUCACGUAUUUUUUAAAUUGAUGAGCCCUGAUCCAUCACCAGCCUACGAUCUACCAGCAGCUUGCCCACCAAAUCUAAGGGAUUUUUUAAAUGAAGUAUUUCAAAAAGAUAGAUCAAAAAGACCCAGUGUGAGAGAUGUUUUGCUCGGUAACCCAUUCGUU
Messenger RNA from Lymnaea stagnalis (great pond snail), 2237 nucleotides. Lineage: Eukaryota; Metazoa; Mollusca; Gastropoda; Lymnaeidae. The record is from the annotation of a GenBank genome assembly.